Molecule: messenger RNA, 4239 nt
Organism: Vigna radiata var. radiata (mung bean)
Lineage: Eukaryota; Viridiplantae; Streptophyta; Magnoliopsida; Fabales; Fabaceae
Product: kinesin-like protein KIN-14B
Exons: 23
Coding region: 1-3870 (1289 amino acids)
Biological process (GO): microtubule-based movement
Molecular function (GO): microtubule binding; microtubule motor activity; ATP binding
Source: RefSeq, a predicted model, not a curated record
AUGGCGGAGCAGAGGAACCGUUGGAGCUGGGACGUCGCCGGCUUCGACCCGUGGAAGUCAUCUCCGCCGUUGCAAUCUCCGCCGCCUCCCCUGGAGCACGCUGAUCGGAAACCUUCUGCGCCAUUGGUGCGGCGCUACUCCAUUUCUGCUACGUCGGUUCUUCCGCAACCCAGGCAGUCCGUGGCCUUGAAGCUUCAACGGUUGAAAGACAAAGUCAAGCUUGCUAGAGAAGACUAUGUGCAAUUAAGACAAGAGGCAACUGAACUUCAAGAAUAUUCAAAUGCAAAACUGGAUCGAGUUACACGAUAUCUAGGUGUUCUUGCAGAGAAAACCCGCAAGCUAGAUCAUGUAGCCCUUGAAACUGAAGCAAAGAUAGCUCCGCUGAUCAAUGAGAAAAGAAGACUAUUCAAUGAUUUAUUAACUUCUAAAGGAAACAUACGAGUAUUUUGCCGAGCAAGGCCAUUAUUUGAAGACGAAGGUGCUUCAGUUGUUGAAUUUCCAAAUGACUAUACCAUUAGUGUAAAUACUGGUGAUGAAUCCUUGUCUAAUGCCAAGAAAGACUUUGAAUUUGACCGAGUUUAUGGACCUCAUGUGGGUCAAGCUGAGUUAUUUAGUGAUGUUCAACCACUGGUACAAUCAGCUUUGGAUGGAUAUAAUGUUUCCAUAUUUGCAUAUGGACAAACGCAUUCUGGAAAGACACACACUAUGGAAGGAUCAAGCUAUGAUCGAGGUUUAUAUUCUCGUUGUUUUGAGGAGUUGUUUGAUUUAUCCAAUUUAGAUUCAACUUCUACUUCUCAAUAUAAAUUCUGUGUUACAGUCUGUGAGCUAUAUAAUGAACAGACUAGGGAUCUACUUUUGGAGGCAGGGAAAAACACUCCUAAACUCAGCUUGGGGUCACCUGAAUGUUUUGUGGAACUGGCACAGGAAAAGGUUGACAAUCCUGUUGAGUUUUCUUCUGUAUUAAAAGCUGCAUUGCAGACUCGGGAAAAUGAUUUGGCAAAGAAUAAUGUUUCUCAUUUGAUCGUCACGGUACACAUAUUUUAUAACAAUUUGAUCACGGGUGAAAACUCAUAUAGUAAACUCUAUAUGGUUGAUUUAGCUGGAAGUGAAGGUUUAAUAACAGAAGAUGAUAGUGGGGACCGUGUCACAGAUUUGCUGCAUGUUAUGAAGUCUCUUUCGGCGUUGGGAGAUGUUUUGUCUUCUUUAACAUCAAAGAAGGAUAUUUUACCUUAUGAAAAUUCAGUGCUAACAAAACUGCUUGCAGAUUCCCUUGGUGGGAGUUCAAAAACUCUGAUGAUUGUGAAUGUGUGUCCAAGUGUUUCAAAUUUAUCUGAGACAUUGUCGUCUCUCAAUUUCUCUGCUAGAGCUCGAAAUUCUAUGUUAAGCUUGGGAAAUCGAGACACAAUUAAGAAGUGGAGAGAUGUUGCAAAUGAUGCACGAAAGGAGCUCUAUGAGAAAGAAAAAGAAAUUAAUGAUCUGAAGCAAGAGGCUUUGGAGCUCAAGCAAGCGCUGAAAGAUGCAAAUGAUCAGUGUGUUUUACUCUUUAAUGAAGUGCAGAAGGCAUGGAAAGUUUCUUCUGCAUUGCAGACUGAUUUAAAGUCGGAGCAUGUUUUGCUGUCAGACAAACACAAUAUAGAGAAAGAACAAAAUACUCAGCUUAGAAAUCAAGUUGCUCAACUUCUACAUUUAGAGCAAGAUCAAAAAUUGCGGAUUCAAGAGCAAGAUUCAACCAUCCAAAGUUUGCAGGCUAAAAUCAGGACCCUCGAAACUCAACUCAAUGAAACUAUUAAAGCUCAAUCUAGUUCAAUAUCUGUAUCAGAGCCAGAGUCUGCUGAUCUAUCCAAUUCAAAAUUUACUGGAGAUGGCGUAGACUCUUCUGCAGUAACCAGAAAACUAGAAGAGGAACUCAAGAAACGUGAUGCACUGAUUGAGAGGUUGCAUGAAGAAAAUGAGAAAUUGUUUGAUAGAUUAACUCAGAAAGCAUCAACGGCUGGAUCACCCAAGUUGUCAAGUCCAUUAGCUCGUGGGCCAGCUAAUGUUCAGCCUCGGGAUAUGGGAAGAAAUGGCUCUGGCAACACUGCAAGUUCUCGUUCUGUGGCCACGUCACCUUUGGCCACUGAUAAAAGUGAUGGCACAGUUGCUCUAGUUAGAACUGGCUCUGAAAUAGUUAAGAGUACCCCUGCAGGUGAAUAUCUUACUGCUGCUUUGAAUGACUUUGAUCCAGACCAAUAUGAAGGGCAUGCUGCCAUUUCUGAUGGUGCAAACAAGCUUUUGAUGCUGGUUCUUGCUGCUGUCAUCAAAGCAGGUGCCUCUAGGGAACAUGAAAUUCUUGCUGAGAUUAAGGAUUCUGUUUUCUCUUUUAUCAGAAAGAUGGAACCUAAACGUGUGAUGGACACCAUGCUUGUUUCCCGUGUUAGGAUUCUGUAUAUAAGAUCUUUGCUUGCAAGAUCCCCAGAGUUGCAAUCAAUUAAGGUUUUGCCAGUGGAUUGCUUUCUUGAGAAGAAUAAUACUGGGCGCAGUAGAAGUUCCAGCAGAGGAAGUAGUCCUGGUAGGUCUCCUGUGCUAUAUGUUGACGAGCAGAUCCAGGGAUUUAAAGUGAAUUUAAAGCCAGAAAAGAAAUCAAAAUUUUCAUCUGUUGUGUUGAAGAUACGUGGGAUUGAUGAGGAUAUCUGGAGACAGCAGGUAACUGGUGGAAAGCUUAGGGAAAUUACCGAGGAGGCCAAAAGUUUUGCAAUGGGGAACAAAGCUCUUGCUGCACUCUUUGUUCAUACACCUGCUGGUGAGUUGCAGCGCCAAAUUAGAUCCUGGCUUGCCGAGAAUUUUGAAUUUCUAUCAGUAACUGGGGAUGAUGCAUCGGGGGGCUCAACUGGUCAGUUGGAACUUCUUUCAACUGCAAUUAUGGAUGGUUGGAUGGCUGGCCUUGGUGCGGCUCUUCCUCCCCAUACUGAUGCCCUUGGCCAGCUAUUGUUUGAAUAUUCAAAACGGGUCUAUACUUCUCAACUACAACACUUGAAGGAUAUUGCUGGUACCUUGGCAACAGAGGAGGCUGAAGAUGCAGCACAAGUAGCUAAACUACGUUCAGCUCUAGAAUCAGUUGAUCAUAAAAGAAGAAAGAUUCUGCAACAAAUGAAAAGUGAUAUAGCUUUAUUAACAUUAGAAAAUGGUGGCUCCCCUAUUCAAAAUCCUUCUACUGCAGCUGAAGAUGCAAGAUUAGCAUCUCUUAUUUCGCUUGAUAGCAUAUUAAAGCAAAUCAAGGAUAUAACAAGACUUUCUUCUGUGAACAUCUUGAGCAAAAGUAAGAAAAAGAGUAUGCUUGCGUCUCUUGAUGAAUUAAAAGAACAGAUGCCUUCACUUCUCCAAAUUGAUCAUCCAUGUGCUCAGAGGCACAUUGCAGAUGCCCGCUACAUGGUUGAGUCAAUUCCUGAAGAGGAUGACCCCAUUCAAGAUAUAUCUCAUGGUCGGAAGUCAUCAACAGAUCUGAGCUCUGGAUCUGAAACCGACGUGGCACAAUGGAAUGUACUCCAAUUUAAUACCGGCUCGACAUUACCCUUUAUAAUAAAAUGUGGUGCUAACUCUAAUUCGGAACUGGUCAUUAAAGCUGAUGCACGAGUCCAGGAACCUAAAGGUGGUGAAAUUGUGAGGGUGGCCCCUAGACCCUCCGUUUUGGAAAAUAUGAACUUGGAGGAAAUGAAACAAGUUUUUAAUGAACUACCGGAAGCUCUAAGCUUGCUCGCUCUAGCUAGGACUGCAGAUGGCACAAGGGCACGUUAUUCUAGAUUAUAUAGGACCUUGGCUACAAAGGUUCCAUCGCUUAAGGAUUUGGUCAGCGAGCUCGAAAAAGGGGGUGCACUCAAAGAUGUUAGAACGUGACCUUUGGAUGGCAACAUUAUUCUUUACUCCAUGUUCUGAGGUGCCUCUGCUAAGUUCGCUAAUGCUCUUGGAUAUUGCAUUUCUCAAUUUGCUUGCACGUUAUGUUUGUAUGUAGCAGUAAUUAUUUUAGUAUUCUUAGCCUGCAGUUUUGAGUCAGGUAGUUAAUGCAAGUAGCUUAAAACGCAGUUUUUGGUUCAGUUGAAACUGUUAUUAUACACGUUGCAGCAUCAGAUUCGAUUGACAUUAUCCGGUUUUAAAAUAUAUAAGUCAUUGUCUAGCCUCCAGCCAUCUUUUACUCGUUUUCCACCCAUUGUAGUUGUAAUGAACUUCUGGCAGUAAAUAUUAGAAGUGGUUGCGGUUCUCUCCGGA